This is a messenger RNA of Papaver somniferum (opium poppy), 2008 nucleotides long. Its product is annotated as ethylene-responsive transcription factor 4-like. Gene Ontology annotation, molecular function: DNA-binding transcription factor activity; DNA binding. Bases 116 to 973 code for a protein of 285 amino acids. NCBI's taxonomy places the organism in Eukaryota, Viridiplantae, Streptophyta, Magnoliopsida, Ranunculales, Papaveraceae. Gene Ontology annotation, biological process: regulation of DNA-templated transcription. The record is from RefSeq and is a predicted model, not a curated record. The transcript has a single exon.
GAAUAUUUAUUUCUUUGUCUAACUCCUCACUCUAUAAAACCAAACCAAAAAUCUCUGUACAUUUCAUCAUCAUCGUCAUCUAUCAGAAACACAUCCAAAUAAUCUCUAAAAAAAAAUGGCACCAAGAUCAGAGAAAAACGAUACAAUUAGCAAAACCACAGAGAUUGUUAAGGAAAUACAUUACCGAGGAGUAAGGAAGAGGCCGUGGGGGAGAUAUGCAGCAGAAAUUAGAGAUCCUGGUAAGAAGAGUAGAGUUUGGUUAGGUACUUUUGAUACAGCUGAAGAAGCUGCUAAAGCUUAUGAUACUGCUGCUAGAGAAUUUCGUGGAUCUAAAGCUAAAACUAAUUUUCCUCCUCCUAAUCUUUUGCUUUCUGAUCAUGUUGUUGAUAAUAAUCAGAAUCAAAAUCCUAAUUGUAGUAACGAGCAGCAGCAGAGUAGUCCGUGUAGUACUGUUGAAUCUUCAUCAAGUCCUGAGGAUCAUCAUCAUCAUCGUCCAUAUUUGAGCAGUAGGCAGGAUCUUGAUUUGAUUCAUCGUGUUGGUGUUUCUGCUGGUUUUAAUGGAUUUGUUGAUAAUUCCGGUGGUUUUAUGAGAUUUCCAUUUCAUAACCAUCAGGUGCAAUAUCCUCUUCAACAAAAACAAAUAUUUCAAACUCCUCCUUCAGCAGCAUUAGGAUUAGGAGUUUACCCUAACAUUCAUGGAUAUUUUUUAGAUUCGAUUAUGAGAUCAAAGAUGGUCAUGAUUGAUCAUCAACAAAAUCAUUACAGAGAUCAGAGUAUGACCAGAUUCGUCAAAACUCCAUUGUCAACAACAGAUUUUUUCAAGGGAUCAUCAGAAGCACAACAAACGCAAACACAAGAAUCACAGAGCGAUUCUGAUUCAUCAACUGUUGUUGAUUUCAAAAGCAACCAACCCAAUAGAGAACUCCUUGAUCUUGAUCUUAACAAGCCACCUCCAACUGAACUCGUAUUUUAAUUAGUUAAUUCUCUUCUCAUUUCAUAUCUUGUUGAAUCAGAAAAAGUGAGAUAAUUAAAAUUAAAAUUUAGAAAGGUAUGAUCAGUAUUCUGAUUUUUAUGGUCGAAGUUCUUUUUGUACAAGAAAAAGACUGUGUAAAUAUAUUCAAUCCAAUCAGAAAUCAUUUCAUUUCAUUUUUGCCUAUUCUGUUUUGUUAAAGCAAAUCAAUCAGAAACAAUUUCUCGCUAAAAUGUUUGAAUUUGACAAGAUUCUGAAGAAGACAAUUAAUCUGGGUUCUAAUUAAAUUUGUGAAUUGGAGCUGAAUUUGGUCCAGGAGGAUAUCAGAUGAUAUCGAAUCACGAGGAACAGAGAGAUAUUCGUUAUGAUUUCUUUGUGGCAGGCAGAGAGCGUGUAGGCCUGCAAGUAACCCGCGUGUUGUCACCAUCAUGUUUGAACAUACACGUGUAUUCUCUGAGGAGGAGCGGCAGACCGCAGACAGACAAGGAAGCCGCUCAAUGAAGAGAGAGAGAGGAGAGAAGAUCAAAUAGAUUCUCUCUGCUUGACGUAAUGGUAGUGGGAUAGAGACACAGUGGGACCGACAUACUCACGUGUAUCAUCAACCCAAGAAGUGGACUUCAAAACGUGGCGGCCGCGUUUGAUGGGUCCAUGUGCAAGACAUCAAUUUACGGUGUACAUUUCUUUGUUCUUUUGUUUGUAGAACACGUUGGUGAUGAUGGGGUGGUGUGUUGGGAAAAGUUCAUUUUGCGGUUUCUUUUCGAGAUUAUGGUGCUGAGGGGAAUAAAAAUAACAAAAAAAUCUCGAUGAACCCGUGAAAAAUGUUGGAGAAAAAUGGGGUUUGGAUUAAAAUGUAUUUGGUUUUGGUGUGGUUUGAUCUUAGAGUAAGGGUUAUGGGUAGUGUUAUUUUCUCCAAUGAAGGAGUGCACUACUAGUUUGAUCAGAUUAGAGGCUGCUAUGAGUAAAUUUUAUCCCACUUUUCUUUCGAAUUUGUUCAUACACUCAUUCAUUUGAACGAGUGGUUGAGAGUGUCAUACUAAA